This is a messenger RNA of Neoarthrinium moseri, 1119 nucleotides long. RefSeq lists its product as uncharacterized. The transcript has 2 exons. NCBI's taxonomy places the organism in Eukaryota, Fungi, Ascomycota, Sordariomycetes, Amphisphaeriales, Apiosporaceae. The coding region runs from base 1 to 1119 and encodes 372 amino acids. Gene Ontology annotation, biological process: transcription by RNA polymerase II; transcription initiation at RNA polymerase II promoter. Gene Ontology annotation, cellular component: transcription factor TFIIF complex. The record is from RefSeq and is a predicted model, not a curated record.
AUGGCGUCCGUCAAGUCCGAGCAUGGCGUCAAGGGUGAGCAAGGCAUCAAGCCUGACCCCGAGGAUAUCAAGUCUGUGCCGCCCGCUUUCGACGAAGAUGAUGUCUACGAGGACGCCGGCGACCUCGACUUCUACAACACCGAGAACCCCCAGGACCCCGAUGGCAACGCCUACCUGGCCCACAUCCCCAAGUACCUCCACGACGAAUGGGCCCAGCUGAGUCGCGACGAAGAGUUGGUCAUCGGCAAGGUGCGCACGUGGACAGAGGUCGACCGCUCCGGCCAGCAGGUCCAGAAGCUGGCCAUCCUGCUCGACGCCAAGAACCCCAGCCAUCAGAACGUACCAAAGGAAUACACUCUCGAGUUGAAAGAUGGCAACCUGCUCAACACCUUCAUGUUCACCGAACAGAACCUGCCUGGCUUCAAGGGCAAGUCACAAGGCGGUCCCAAUAACAACAUCCCCGCAUACCUCAGGCCCAAGCCUGUCCAGCCUAAGGAGAAUGGCAAGCCCGAGCCUGGUCGCCGGGGCAGACGAGAGCCGUAUUACCGCAAGGCUAUCCCCAAGAAGACCAAGUUGGCCGCUCGGUUCAGUCGGGAGGUCAACUGCCAACCCGUCAUGACGCCAGAGACGAAGCACAUCUUGGCCAUGAGAGCCAGCGACGCGCUCAAGCCCAAAGCGACCACCAGCGUGCUGGCCGGCACGAGAAACCCGGUGGGUGUCAUUCAUGCCGGCACAGCCGUGGGCAACCAGAAGAUGUCCGGCUUUGUGCGCACCGUCGAUCCGAAAGCGAAAACCAAGAAGCAGAAGGACGAAAGGGCUGCCCGUAUGGAACGGCACGUCCUGCGCGAUGCUAUCUUUGCGCUUUUCGACGAGUUCAGGUACUGGCCUAUGGGAGGCAUGAAGGAAAGGCUGAAGCAGCCCGAGGCUUGGCUGCGGGAGAACCUGGAGGACAUUGCCAACAUGCACAAGAGCGGUGCCUUCUCCAAUCACUGGGAGCUCAAGCCCGAAUACCGGCGCAGCGCAGGUGCCGAAGCUGCGCCAGACGCAGCUGAAGGCGCUGACGACGAUGACAUGGAUAUCGACGAUGACGAAAACAUUCAGAUGGAGGACGUGGUCUGA